Messenger RNA from Alternaria incomplexa, 699 nucleotides. RefSeq lists its product as uncharacterized. NCBI's taxonomy places the organism in Eukaryota, Fungi, Ascomycota, Dothideomycetes, Pleosporales, Pleosporaceae. Bases 1 to 699 code for a protein of 232 amino acids. The transcript has a single exon. The record is from RefSeq and is a predicted model, not a curated record.
AUGUCACGGAACGAAAAACAAGCCUCUCCACCACCCUACUCAGAGUACAACGCCCCGGCCUCUUCGCGCGGCACCACCAUCCUCAAUCAACUAAGCACAACCCGCACGCACCACAUCCAAUCCGUAAUCGAAAGACACAUCAUCCCCCUCAUCGAAGAACGCGUCACAUACGGCAUAGCUCAAACAACCAUCGCCAUGCUCCCCUCCGACAUCCCCCUACCAGCCGUCGAAGAGAAAUCAGAAUUCAGCUUCGACACAGCCGACACCAAACCUGUCGAGGUCGUUGGCUUCUCCUCCGAAGACGAACCGAAGGUCGUGCGGUUGGAGGGCCAGAUGAACCGCACAGAGUUCUGGAGACCGCAAGUUGUGAUUGUGGAGUUGGAGCGUCUGUUAAGUGAGAAUUUGAAUGCGAAUCCGGUUUUGAGAAGUCCGAGGGGGGAGGGGAGAGGUGUGGAGAGUGCUGUGCAGAGGCAGGGGAUGAGAGGGCUUUUGAGUAGGGUUAUGCCGUCGUUGGGUCCUGAGAUGCGCUCGCCGGGUGGGAAUCCAGAGGUUGGCGUGAAGCAGCAGUUGGAUCAAGGAGGCAUGGUUGUGGUGAAGGCUAGGUUGGAGGAGAUAUGCUUGAGGACGGUGAGCGAGUUUGGCUUAUAUGAUACCAUGUCGAAGCAGUGUGUGAUUGUACGCGUGGAUGCGCGGUGUUAA